UUUGCCUCUCAGUGAAGACCAUGAGAGAGGAUCCUUGCUGAGCGAAGACAUUGUUGCAUCCAAGAUGGAGCUCAGUGCCUGCAUGAUGCUUCCACUGGUUUCCUGCAUCCACUCAUUCCAGCUGUGGCAUUUCCUGCUUCUGCUCUCAGCCUUUCCUCUUCCUGCUGUUUGGUCUCUUCGUUCUCGGGGUUCCGUGGCCACUCGGCCUCUCUGUGCCCGUAGAAGUCCCUCUGCCCCUCGGCCCAUUUGCAUCUGGGACAGGAUCUCACUGCCGGAGAGGGAUCUGCGCUUCCUCCUCCCGCGCCAGCGGGCCCUGCCCUCCCGGAGCGCAGAGCUGCGGCAUGUCGUGCGGCUGAGGCGCCAGGCUGGGGGGGCCCGUCCCGCCACCCCAUCCGGUUUUGAGGAUGGCAUGCCCUCCUCCCAAUAUCCCUGGGCCAUCGUGUGGGGCCCCACAGUAUCGGAUGAGGAUGGAGGAGACACCAACUCUGCCAACCCAGGCUUCCCUCCACUGGGUUACACCUUCGUUUCACCACACGGGAUGGCAACAGCUCAGCCCAACUCCCAUUCGCUCCUGCACAACGCAGGCCUCAACCUGCGCGAGACCCCAGCCACGCUGCGCCCCUUCUUGUUUGGACCACGGGGUGAAGGUGUGGACCCCCAACUCUACGUCACCAUCACCAUCUCCAUCAUCAUUGUCCUGGUUGCCACUGGCAUCAUAUUCAAGUUCUGCUGGGACCGUAACCAGAAGCGCCGGCGUCACUCUGGGCAGCAGAGCGGGGUCAGGCAGCAGGAGAGCCAGCAGCCCCUCACGGACCUGUCCCCCACCACUGUCAGCAUUUUGGGGCCCUACAGUGACUCGCUGGCCCCCACACCGGAGGCAGAGGAAUGCAGACAGGGCCAGGAGGGCAUGGAGAAGCUGGGGGGCCACGGGAAGAGUGCUGCCUUCCAGCUCAAUCGAAUCCCACUGGUGAACCUGUGAAAUGCAAGGGAGAAGCACAGCUGGCUCCCCUCACCCUCCUCUCACAGCUGGGGAGCACAUACUUCUGUCGCCUCUGCUACCCCAGGAAAAAAACAACCUCCUUGUGCCAUGGCCCACCACAACCAUCACUAACUUAUCAACCAAACCAGGACGUACCUGGGCAAUGGACAAGCAGGGCCUCAGUCUCUUGCUGGAGGCAGGUUG
This is a messenger RNA of Tinamus guttatus (white-throated tinamou), 1183 nucleotides long. NCBI's taxonomy places the organism in Eukaryota, Metazoa, Chordata, Aves, Tinamiformes, Tinamidae. The record is from RefSeq and is a predicted model, not a curated record.